AGAGUUUUUCAAUUUAACAGAAUAUACUGAGGUGCAGAUCGAAAUUUCUGAGAUAAGCCUGAUCACAACUGAAAUGACGUUCUUGUUCUUUGGAAACAUUGCUGGGUCCCUUGUUGUUGGCUGGUUGGUGGAGAGAUUUGGCAGGAAAGGUGCAUUAGUGAUAACUAACUUUUUAUGCAUUACCUCUUCUGUGAUAUUGCUUUUUUCGCGUAAGAUAAGAUUCUAUGGAUGCAUCCUCUUCACCUUCUUCUAUAGUGGAAUAUGUUCAGGAAUAAUCUUCGGUGUUGUCCCUCUGUAUCUUCUUGAGAUUUCCCCUAAAAGCCUGAGGGGAGGCAUAACCAUGAUGCAUCAUCUAUUUUCUUCUCUCGGUUAUCUGUUGUUUGAGAUACUUGCUCUUAAGCAACUUCUUGGGGCCCCACAAGGUCUCUCAAUUCUGGCAACCUUUCCUGUAAUCAUGCCAGUACUUCAGAGUUUCGUGCUGCCCUACCUUCCUGAAAGUCCUAGGUAUCUUUUCAUCCAGAGGAAGGAUGUAGUGAGUGCAAGACAAGCACUGAAGAAGCUAAGAGAAAGGGAUGAUGUGGAGGAUGAAAUUCAAGAGCUGAAGCUGGAGGACAUCACUGAGAAGGAAGAAAAGAAUAUGAAUCCUCUAAAACUGCUGAGGACCCCAAGCCUACGACGAGAAGUGUUCCCCAUAGUUGCCUUGAUUGGUGGAGAACACCUCAAUGCCCUCAAUUCGGCAUACUAUUACUCAGAAAGAAUCUACCUGGCUAUGGGAGUAGAAAUAGAUAACCUCCAGCUUACUGUUAUAGGCGGAGUUGCUUUUUAUUGCUGUGCAACUGCAUUUACGGUCUAUCUCACUGAUUCUAAGGGGCACAGGUUGAUGCUUCUCAUUGGCUUUGGAAUGUGUAUCAUUUCCUGUGUUCUGUUAACCCUGAGCCUAGAACUACAGGCCACCAUCCCAGAAAUGGUGUAUUUCAGCUCAGUUGUUGACCACUUGUUCAUCUUUGGAGAAGGCUUAGGAACAGGUCCUAUUCCAACUGUAAUUGUGAUGGAGUUGUUUCUUCAGUCAUCUCGGUCAUCAGCCCUUGUGAUUGCAGGAAUAGUGCAUUGGUUAACGAGCUAUCUUGCAGACAUGACAACCAUUUAUGUGGAGGCAUAUAUUGGAGCCUUCAUUUUCCUUCUUUUCUGGCCUAUCUCUGUAGCCACAAUUUUUUAUAUCUUCCGGUAUGUCCCAGAAACGAAAAACAGGACCUUUGUGGGUAUCAGGAGACGCACAGCAUUGAAAAAGGCCGUGAAGAUCCACAUCCAGAAGCAGGCGGCAAAGUAGAAACUCAGGAAGCACCCCUUUGGGCAGAUUGUUUGUUUGUCUAUUAAAUAGAUUUUUAAGACUAA
Molecule: messenger RNA, 1392 nt
Organism: Podarcis raffonei (Aeolian wall lizard)
Lineage: Eukaryota; Metazoa; Chordata; Lepidosauria; Squamata; Lacertidae
Product: solute carrier family 2, facilitated glucose transporter member 5-like
Exons: 10
Coding region: 74-1327 (417 amino acids)
Biological process (GO): monosaccharide transmembrane transport
Cellular component (GO): membrane
Molecular function (GO): hexose transmembrane transporter activity
Source: RefSeq, a predicted model, not a curated record